Molecule: messenger RNA, 1069 nt
Organism: Lymnaea stagnalis (great pond snail)
Lineage: Eukaryota; Metazoa; Mollusca; Gastropoda; Lymnaeidae
Source: the annotation of a GenBank genome assembly
UGCCCACAAAGACACGUGGGUACAAAUUGUGACGUUAUCUGUCACUGCAACGACAGUAAGUGUGACAGUAAUGGUUCGUGCACGAAUGGAUCUCAUUGCACUGCCGGUUGGUUUGGCCCAGCGUGUCAAUACUGUAAGUUUACUUUAGGAAAAAAUAUUUUAGAAAAUAAAAGUUGAAGUGAAUACACUAUGUCAGUACUAUGUGCCAAGCAUAAGACAUAUUUUAUUAUUAAUAAAACAGGAAGGAAAAAAAAGUUAGAUCGUCGGACAAUAAAUUGUAAGCGUCAUAUUACAUAUACUUACACAACGAUUUCUACAUCAUAUGAUUAGAGUUGAAACUAUAGAUGUUGAAUCUUUGUGAGUAGAAUCGAUGAGAGUUCAAAGAUAUCAUUUAAACAUUGAACUGACUAAGCCAUUUAACAUUAUCAAACAUUAUUUCUGACAUUUUUUUUUUUGUGUGGUGCAAUAUACAAACAAUUCAUCGGGCACAGGAACAAAAUUAUUGAACAUGAUUUGCAAAAUUAAGAAUUUAAGAUUUGAAGUUCGCUCAUAAUGAAACAUAAGAAGGAAAAUAAAGAAAGGUGAGAGUGAGUCUCUUGUCUUAUUUGCAAUAGCAUUGGACCUCUAACUCAUUGCUUCUGGUGCUAGUGGUGAUUCUCCAUGGCUGCACUUACUUUAGUAGUGCAAAAUCCGUGCCAUUGUGCGUUUCGGAGUACUCAACGAAAGUUUGAAUCUCAAGGAUGUGUCAAUGCGAUGUUGGCAUUUUCUCGUGUCUUAUGUUCAAUGAGUCAUGACAUGUAUUGAUCUUCGCGUUGUGCGGCCACCAAUGGUUAACAAGUGCAUUUGAGUGUGUGUGUGUGGGGGGGGGGGUUGUGGUCUUUGGACAGUGAUUCUAAAGUAAGUCAGAAAUGUAUUUUUUGUUGCUUUGUCCUCAGGGGAUGCAGCGUCCACAGCAACCACACUCGAUUUAACACUUCGAGACGGCAACGACAGAACCUGUGUACGUAUUGACAGCGAAACGCAAGAGAUAUCGCUGAGCCACCCAGUGCUGUUCACCUGGAUGAGGGUU